AUGGGUGACAAAAAGAAUCAUUUAGUCAUUACUACAACAGAUAUUGAAAAUCUGUCUUGUGUAGUUAGUGUCAUGUCAUAUUUCUCAGAGGCCACAAAUAUACUCCAGUGUGACCAAGAACCAACAUUCAAUCGCGUUAUUCCAGUAAUAGAUUCUUUGGAAAAUGCUCUAAUAAGUUGUUCUCGAGCUAAUGCAGCCAAGAAUGCAUUGUGUGAAGCUCUACUACACAGUCUACAAAAUCGUUUUUCUUACUUACUCACUUCUUCUCUUCACCAAGCAGCAACAGCUCUUGAUCCUAGAGUAAAACUUACUUUUACAAGUGAUGCAUCUCCUCCUGGAAAAGUUUUCAUUUUUAGCUCCAGUGCUGUUAAAGAAAAGGUGAAAGAGCUGCUGCCUCAGUAUAAAGCUGAAGAAACUGUUAGCAAUAUCAGUGUAGAAACUGUAGAUUCUGAACCUUCACGAAAAAAGAGUCUUCUAGACUUUGGUACUGCAAGCCAGAGGCCUUCAAGUAUAAAUAAUGAUGCUGUAGAAUUAGAAGCCUAUUUUGCUCACCCUAUAUUGGAUAUUAAGCCUUUGAAGUUCUUGAUGGAUAGGCAAGAUGGACCGUUACAAUCAUUAGCAAUGCAGCUACUCACCAUACCUUGCAGUUCUUCAGCUGAGCGUUUGUUUUCUAAAGCUGGGAUUGUCUUAAGCCAGCGGCGUAGUCGUCUUCAAAGUACCCUCAUUGAGCAAUUACUUUUUUUCAAAUAA
Amphimedon queenslandica is the source of this 750-nucleotide messenger RNA. RefSeq lists its product as uncharacterized. Lineage: Eukaryota; Metazoa; Porifera; Demospongiae; Haplosclerida; Niphatidae. The coding region runs from base 1 to 750 and encodes 249 amino acids. The record is from RefSeq and is a predicted model, not a curated record. Gene Ontology annotation, molecular function: protein dimerization activity. The transcript has a single exon.